Messenger RNA from Daldinia loculata, 1245 nucleotides. RefSeq lists its product as uncharacterized. The record is from RefSeq and is a predicted model, not a curated record. The transcript has 2 exons. Bases 342 to 1175 code for a protein of 277 amino acids. Lineage: Eukaryota; Fungi; Ascomycota; Sordariomycetes; Xylariales; Hypoxylaceae.
GGGAGAUAUUCGUAUGACUAGAAUAAGUAUUUCUACCUGUGCCCUUGAUUUACUCUCGCGCGUAAAUAGGUGCCACAUCCACAAGGUGUCUGCGCAUGGAAUCCUUAGGCACCAGGAAUCAAACCCACCAAUUCGGUACACGUUCUACGGCAAAUGUCCUAUCACAGGUACACCACCUAAUUUGAUCAGAGGGCACACCUCUCAACUUUCCAACUCGUGUAUCGGCAUUCCUUUGGAUGUUGCAAGCUUCCAAUCUGCAUACUACAUCUAUAAACUCUUAAAAUACCUACCUCCUCAAGUCCAAGCUAGAACGGACCAAACCUGGAAAUACAAGCGUCAAAAUGAAGCCUUACGCUUUCCUUUUUCUCCUAUUUUCUUUCGUCGCUCUUGCUGCGCCUUGCACCGAGUCGCACGAGAAGGGCUACCACGACGACGUCAAGGCAGCCGCCAUCCCUCAGGAUCCCGUCGUUGAAGCACUGAACCGAACUGCCACUGUCACUGUUCCGCUCCUCGAGAAGCGAGAUGAUAUCGACGACUGGAACCGGAAUAACCCUGACAAUCGCAUCGCUGCUGUAAGUGCUGUUGGAAAUACACCUAAUCCCUUUCUCCUUUCUACCAUCUCCAAAGCGCAAUUGCUAACUCGAAUAUUACAGUACUACGUGUGUCCUCACCCGCGCGUUCUCUUCACCGUCUUCAACGCGAGAGCUGUAUAUCAGGCCUUCCAGCGCGGCGCCUGGUACGUCGCGCACCCGAGCGAGCUUCGCCCGCGAUGGAGCGGCCUCGAGCACCCGCACUCGGUGUGGCUACCAGACUACCGUGCGCAGCGCGUGGACCUAGGCCGCGCCGAAGGCGAGCUCUUCGUGUUUCCCAUAAACCCCAACCCGCUCGGCGAGUGGCCCGGCGUCACCGGCGCCCCCGUCUCCGGACCCCCGGGGGACCACCGCGUCGUGUUCGACGAGCAUGGGAUGUUUGCCGGCGUGGCGGUGCUGUUUACGGGCGAGCCUGAGGGCACGAGGCUUGUGUGGUGCUAUCCGAUGCUUGAUUACGGCGCGAGAGACGUGGGGGCGACGGCGGAGGGAAAUCCGGGUGUGGAUGAGGCGUGGCGGGAUGUGUUUGAUGGGCAUUAUUUGUUUGCGCCGGAUCCGGUGGGGGGUUCGCGUCCACCGAGUAAUUAAGGGUGGGUGUGUGGUUGGGUGUGAGGGGUUGGGUGAUUUAACUCCCUUGGGCGCUGUGUUCUACUGUUUU